AUGAAAAACGUUGUGCAGAGACGAGCUGUCCUAUUCUGUCUUGGUCUCCUCCUCGUCACGAACAUGGCAAGGUCGGUCGAGGCGAACCCAACAUCCAACUUCGUCGAGGAGGAUACGGCUAGAUCUAGCAUGAACAACUUCUUUAACGAGAUGCGAUACGUCUAUCAAAUCUAUAAGGAGUGUUCCGAAGAAGGGGUCAACGUCAGCCCUUGCUUGAAAUUGAGGCUUCUUUCAGCUAUGGACAGGGUUUCGAGGAGUGCGCAGCUCGACGUUGCCGAUGGUGUGACUUUCCUGAGGGAAGGAUCUAAUGGGGAAGAAGAAGUACCAAAAUCUUUGAAAGAAAUUGAAGCUAAUUUGCCUAGAGCUUUGGAUGACAAGGAAGAAGCUCUAAACGGCAUGAUCUUCGAUAGGAUCGUCAAGUUUGUCCAAAGUCAUACAUUGAAAAUGAAACUGCCAAACGUCGAGGAACUUCAGCGAAGUUUCAGUGAAGAAGGUCGAAGGAAAAAAAAUAAAAUGGGAGGACUUCUUGCAAUUCCUUUGUUGAUCGGUGGAACUCUGGUACCUUUAGCUCUUGGUGCUCUGGCUCUCCUGGCUGGCAAAGCAUUAAUCGUCAGUAAACUAGCUCUCGUCUUAGCAUCGAUCAUCGGUCUAAAGAAGCUUGUAUCUAGUGGUCACGAGCACGGACACGAGGUUGUGCAAGUGGCAGCAGGAGGACACGGAUCCAGUGGUUGGGCGAGGUCGAGUCAUGAACUCGCAUAUUCUGCAUACAAGCCAUCGUCGACAUAA
Molecule: messenger RNA, 786 nt
Organism: Vespula pensylvanica (western yellowjacket)
Lineage: Eukaryota; Metazoa; Arthropoda; Insecta; Hymenoptera; Vespidae
Exons: 2
Coding region: 1-786 (261 amino acids)
Source: RefSeq, a predicted model, not a curated record